Yamadazyma tenuis ATCC 10573 is the source of this 3291-nucleotide messenger RNA. RefSeq lists its product as uncharacterized. The record is from RefSeq and is a predicted model, not a curated record. NCBI's taxonomy places the organism in Eukaryota, Fungi, Ascomycota, Pichiomycetes, Serinales, Debaryomycetaceae.
AUGGACGCUGGAACCGCCGCCUAUACAAAUAAAACCCGGUCCCCCAACACGCAUCGAGGAGACUUUGGAAACAACCCAGUGGCAAGCCAUCAACAGAUGUAUCAACUGCAAUACACCAGUACCAACGACCUAAUAAGCCCCAAUUUCUCCAUGACAUCUCAGUCGCACAUGCCAGGGUCAAGGAAGGCAUCCAUGACGUCUGUAUCGGCCAUGUCGAUGAACAAGCUCUUCCGGAGGAAUAAAGGAGUAGACGGAGGGAUGGCUCAAUUUGAUGAAGAAAAGGGUGCAGAUAUUCAGGACUUGACGGGCAGCGUCUCGUUUGAUGAUAUUUCCCAUAUCCGAGAUAGAGGCCCCUACGGCAUGACUGGAACCAAAACGUUAGACACUACUCCCAUUAUUCCUAUGGUGAGCACCGGAGGUUCCUCCAAAAAUAACAUCCAGUAUAGAAAACAGAUGAACCACCAGAUGAAGAUGCACUUGACCAACGGAGCACGGGCCAUGUCGUUGGCCGGCGGUAAUCCCAUGUCAAAUCAGAACCAAGAUCCAAGAGCCAUGUCCUUCAACUCGUUUAGCAACGGCAAUCCUCCUAGAACCAUGUCGAUGGGGAUGCCGCAGGGCAGUAGUACUCCCAAUGGCCCGCGUGCCAUGUCCUUACGGACGGGCAACCCAAUGCAAGGGUAUAUGCCCAGUGGGGUGCCCAUACAUAUGAACCAGAUGCAAAUGGGAAUGAACCCGAACAUGCCCCGAUCAAUGUCCAUGACCAACCAGAACCCGAUGAUGAACGGAGUACCGAUGCACGGGCAGAUGAAUGCACGGAUUCCUAUGAAUGGGAUGCCUACGACAAACAGUCAAAUGGUGAAUGGGCAACUGUACGGCCAACCAAUGAUGAACGGUCAAAUGAUGAGUGGACAAAUGAUGAAUGGUCAAAUGAUGAGUGGACAAAUGAUGAAUGGACAAAUGAUGAAUGGACAAAUGUAUGGCCAGCCAAUGAUGAAUGGGUACCCGAUGAACGGUCACCCCAACGGGCAAAUGAACAGUCAGAUAUACGUUCAAGGUGGAAAUCUUUCCACCCCAGACAACCACAACUCAAGCGAUUCUCUCAUGAACGUGGUCGAGGAAAGAGAAGAGGAAGACCAGCAUACUUUAAAUGAUGUGAACUCCCAAACAUCAAAGUCAAGACGUAUUCCUCCUCCUUUGGCUUUGGAAGAAAACGAAGAUGACGAUGAUAUGGUUUACAAAUUUGACAAUGAAGAAGACACUGAUGCUUUCCUGCUUUCUAGAAAAUCCACAUUGAAGAAGAGUAACUCCAUGAGAUUGCGGAAGUUGAACUUGUUCAACAAUAAUGAUAUCGAGGAAGAAACUCUACCUAAUACUCCAACAAACAGUAGUCCCCUCAACGGCUACGUAAACAGCAAUGAAACGUCUCCUUCGUUCAAUAUCAGACAAAGUAGGGAAAUGGAUGUUUUAAGUAAGAGCGGAAGUGAUGAAAUCAACAAGCAUUUAUACGGCAACCAGGAUAAAUUCAACCAAUUGGGAGCCACUGCCGUUAACGAGUCCACUUCCAGUGAUGUUUACUACACGGCCAAUGAUCUCAACUCCCCUACUAAGAAUUUACCAUCUCCUAAUAUCCGGGACUCAUUUACUUCUAAAGAUAGCGGAAAAAGUGCUUCUUUACAAAACACCUCGACUCCCGAAGAUUCAAACAAGACUAUAGACGUGGACUUGACUAGUGAUAUUGAUACUGAGAAUGAAGAUGACGAUACCUGGAACGGAACAAGCUCGCCUAAGCCAAUCAGCAAGCAACAGUCAAUAAGAUCUUUGACUGAAAACACUGCUUUCCACAAUUUUAGAAGUGCUUCAUUUGGAAAGUCAUCGCAGCUUUCCAACCAAGUUGAAAACGUUCAAAUAAAGAGCAACGAUUCUUCGGUAAAGAGUAGCCUGAGUGCCUCAAAGGAAAACUACCAAACGAAUCCUUCUACUGCCAAUACUUCAUCGGUCAACAUUGAAAAGGCUGAAAUCGAAAAGGCUGAUAUGAAAAACAUCACUGACUCUACAUUAGUUGAAAGCCCUGGCAAUGAGAGCAUCGAGAUCAAGACGUCGGAAGUAGUAGGUGCAAAGGAGAAACGGGGUUCGAGGAUAAACAUUUUCAAGAGACUCUCCAAGUCUAAAAGAGGAAGUAUUGCAGAAGAUGAAGACAGUUUCCACGAAAGUUCAGCUCGUUCAUCUAAACGUAACUCUUUGACUUCCACUCCAACAUCAUCAAGACGUAAUAGUGCCAGACGUAUUUCAUUACAAGCACCACCACCAGUUAUCAACCCAACUCCUGUGAAGUUUACGAAAGAAGAGUUGGGAAUCAUGACUGCCAACAAUGACUUGCUUAACGAAUUGGAAUUGGUCACAACUGAAUUGGCAUCAUCUAUCAGAAGAGAAUUGAAGUUGGAAUCUCAGAUCAGAAAGCCUUCACAAGGCAAUUCUCAAGGCACAGCUUCAGGUGUUUUGGAAAAAGAGAUUAGAGAAAAGCUGAAGGCCCUCAGUGACCUUCAAGACAAGCUCACCAAAGAAAGAAGAUUAAGAUUCAUCAGCGAAGAACAUGCUUUGUUGAUGGAGCACGGCCAGACUCCAAGCCCAUUGAAGUUGAACUACGAGAAGACCGAGUUGCACCGACAAUUGAUUUUGAAGAACGAUUUAUGCAACCAAUUGCAGGAUAAGUUGAAUGAAUAUCAAUCAAGAGAAGAUGAAAUAUCCAACCAACAAAUGACCACCAAAGAAGACACCAAUUUACUUAACAGAUAUAAUGAACUCUUGAAGGAGAAUGCCGAGUUGAAGUUGAGUGUGGUGCCAGAACUUGAGAAGAGAUUGGCUACUUUGGAAACGAACUCACAGAACUUAUCACCCAACAGAUCUCCGAACUUGAGUCCAACUCAUCUCCCCAAGAACCAGAGAGUCUUGUCAUUGGUGCAAAAUUCCAGCUUUACGUCGUUCAACGACUCUUACAACGAAGACAUGAACCAAUCGGAAGACCAAUUCGAAAUCAACUCCUUGAAGAAACAAAGAGAUGACCUUAGAGAAGUGGUUACCAAAUUGAACUCUAGUCAUAGUUAUGAGAUGAAAUUGGCCAGUGAAAAGUUGAAGAUGCUAGAGAGUAGAUUGAAAGAACAGAUGAGCAUGAACGAGAAGCUUAGAGAAAGAUACGGAAACUCGUCCAUUGCAAGCAGUUCUCUCAAUGCUAAAGGAGGCAAGCUUCAGGGUUUCACUAUAGUUUCCCCUACGAAGAGCUUAUUUGACGAUUAA